Messenger RNA from Zygotorulaspora mrakii, 1746 nucleotides. Its product is annotated as sugar porter family MFS transporter. Gene Ontology annotation, cellular component: membrane. The transcript has a single exon. Bases 1 to 1746 code for a protein of 581 amino acids. Gene Ontology annotation, molecular function: carbohydrate:proton symporter activity. The record is from RefSeq and is a predicted model, not a curated record. Gene Ontology annotation, biological process: transmembrane transport; carbohydrate transport. Lineage: Eukaryota; Fungi; Ascomycota; Saccharomycetes; Saccharomycetales; Saccharomycetaceae.
AUGAAGAAUCAUGUGCGUUAUUGUUUCUCUCGUUGUAUUCAAUUCAUAACAACAUCCAUCAACUCUCUCUCCAUAUUUGAUACGAUGGGUUUUAAAGAUACUAUACUAUUUCGUAAUGUCGACUAUCACGGUCGUCUAUACGACAAAUUUCCAAAGGUGUACAAUGUCUAUGUCAUAGGACUGGUCGCUUGUAUAUCCGGUUUCAUGUUCGGGUUCGAUAUUUCCUCGAUGUCUUCGAUGAUAGGCACAUCUCACUAUCAGGAGUACUUCAACCACCCUUCCUCAACUGCGCAAGGUGGUAUUACAGCAUCCAUGGCAGGCGGGUCCUUCUUAGGGUCGUUAAUUUCACCAAAUUUUUCGGAUGCUUACGGUCGUAGAUUCUCUCUGCACAUGUGUGCUACUUUCUGGAUGAUUGGUGCAAUUUUGCAAUGUGCAUCACAAAAUCAGGCCAUGCUUAUUGUUGGCCGUGUUGUCAGUGGUGUUGGUGUUGGUUUCGGUUCCUCGAUUGCACCUGUCUACUGUUCCGAAGUUGCUCCUCCAAAAAUUAGAGGUACGAUUUGUGGUCUCUUCCAACUUUGUGUUACUGUUGGUAUUAUGGUUCUGUUCUACAUUGGUUUUGGAUGCAGUUAUAUUAAUGGUACCGCAGCUUUCCGUGUAACUUGGGGUAUUCAAUUGGUUCCGGGACUUGUCUUACUUACAGCCACUUUUUUCUUACCUGAAUCUCCAAGAUGGUUGGCAAAUAAUAACCGCUGGGAAGAAGCAUAUGAAGUGAUAUCCAACGUGACUGCUCAUGGAAAUAAGGAUGACUCUAAUGUUCAAUUUCAGCUACAAGAGAUCAAGGAGCAGGUUUUGAUUGAUCAACAAGCAGUAAACUUCAGCUACAAACACUUAUUCCGUAAGAAGACCAUUCAAAAGACAUUGGUCGGAAUAUCUGCCCAAAUGUGGCAACAACUUUGUGGUAUGAAUGUUAUGAUGUAUUACAUCGUUUACAUUUUUAGAAUGGCAGGUUAUACUGGCUCAAAUGUUUUGGUUUCGGGGUCUAUUCAAUACGUUUUGAAUGUUGUUAUGACUAUUCCAGCAUUAGUUCUGGUUGAUAAGAUCGGUCGUAGACCAGUUUUAAUUACUGGUGGUAUUUUCAUGUUCAUUUGGUUGUUCGUUGUUGCUGGUCUUCUAGCCACUUAUUCCGUUCCUGAACCUGAUGGAUUUGAUGGUGAUAGGACUGUUACCAUUAGCAUUCCCACUUACAAUGCUCCUGCAGCUCGUGGUGUCAUUGCAGCUUGUUAUUUGUUUGUCUGCUCCUUUGCUCCAACUUGGGGUAUUGGUAUCUGGAUUUACUGCUCUGAAAUUUUCAACAAUAUGGAGCGUGCCAAGGGUUCUGCACUUUGUGCCGCAGUUAAUUGGGCUUUCAAUUUUGCUCUGGCAAUGUUUGUCCCAGAUGCAUUCCAAAACAUAAGCUGGAGAACAUACAUCAUCUUUGGUGUUUUCUCAUUUGUUAUGACUGUACAAACAUUUUUUAUGUUUCCAGAAACAAAGGGCAAAACUUUGGAGGAGAUUGAUCAAAUGUGGGCAGAUAAAGUCCCAGCUUGGAAGACCGCCUCCCAUGUUCCUGUUUUGCCAAUUGUCGAAGACGAGUAUGGCAACAAAUUGGGUGUCAAUGGAACCGUGCAGCAUGUUGAAGAUGCUAAGCCUCAGAGUGAACUCGUAGAAAAGAUGGAGUCUGCUCGCGAUAGUUCCUCAGGUCCAUGA